CUAAUUUUCCACCUUGGACUUGCUUGGACUCGACCCCAUCAUGCCAUUGUUGGCAUGAGGUUCAGCCUGCAGCGGCAAGCUUGCAAGCCUGGCCAAGAGCGCAGGUGGGACCGCAGGCGGUGCCAGGACAAAGGGCACUUUGACUCGGAUCAAAAGUACGAGAAGGCGACUAGCAAAGAAGCGCCGUUGAGCUGGCUUCAGAAGAGGUUAUCCACAAGAUCUUUGAUGAACAUGGUGGUUGCGGCGUCUGCGUACACAAUGUGCCCGGCCAUUGCGAAUGCCGUGACCAGGAAUGCCACCACUGGGGUUGCUGCGGUUCGGAAGGCUGCAAUAGGUGCUCCGGUGCAGAGCUGGCUUGGGAGCCCGUUGUUGGGUGUGCUUCCCGCCAUGGGGCAGAGAAGCCACUGCUGCGAAUGCUGGCUAAGAGUGCCGCCGAUCAGGGUCUGUGGCCUCCAAAGAAAAAUCCAUGUUAGGUCCGUCUGUACGGAGGAGGGAGAAUGCAUGGACAGUCAGAAUCGGGGGAAGUCAAGUGCGGCAAGGACAAGGAGGGAGGCAAUGCUAAUUGCGGCGUUUCCAUUCCUAGCACUGCCAGUGCUGCCAGCUCAUGGGCUUGAGGUGCAAAAGGGUAAAGGGGAUCAGAACGGGCUUUUAAACGGAGCAUUGAGUCGCUACAUCAAGAGAAAAAAGCUGGAGCCGCUGGAUUCAUACCUGUCACAGAUCCUGCUGUCGGAUGCACAACUACAAAAGCUGGGAGACUCUAUUGCUGGUGAUGCGCCAGACUAUCCUGCAUUGCGGCAGCGGUUGCGGUCAGGAGCAUUUGCAUCUUUCAGGACAGACCUGCGAGCGAUCACACAAUAUUCUUCUGAAGAUGGCUGGGGAGCAAACGUGGGCAUCGUUGCAGACAGCAGUCUAAUGUCUCUUGAGAACCUAGAUGCACGACUCUUGGAUGCGAGCAGGACGUCAGCGGAGAAAGUAGACAAAGUUGCACUUGAGCGAAGUGUAGCAGACUUUCGAAGCGAUCUCAGCAAGUUGGUUGAGUCAGUGCCUGCAAAAGAUCUUGCACAAGCCCAGAAGAUUGCUUCGUCAUACUUGGGGACCAGCUUCGAUGGUCCAGCGGGGGAUGCAGUGCAAGCGGUACAAGCGACCGAGGUAAGACCCCGCAAAGAAGAGGGCUUAGAAACAGAGAGUAAACAAUCGGGGUUGAAGCGCGGAAAAGGGGGCUCCGUUGCUUUAGAGGAUCUGCUUUAACACGACCAAAAACGUGCUGCAAAGCGAUCUAUGCAGUUCUGCUGUUUGGCUGAGCAUGCAGGGUGGUUUUCAUCAGGGC
Klebsormidium nitens is the source of this 1327-nucleotide messenger RNA. The record is from the annotation of a GenBank genome assembly. NCBI's taxonomy places the organism in Eukaryota, Viridiplantae, Streptophyta, Klebsormidiophyceae, Klebsormidiales, Klebsormidiaceae.